AUGGAAAUCGCAAUCGUUGGAGCUGGAAUCUCCGGUCUCUCUCAAUACCUCUUCUUCCGCAAACUCGGCCUCACCGACAUUCACUCCAUCGUCAUCUUUGAAGCACGCCAGAUCAAGCCAGGAUCUUCCACUGGCGAGCAAAAUGCUGAGACGUACAACGCGUCUGUUAUAGGCGCAAGCAUCGGCCUCAGCUCCACCGGUCUAAAAGUCCUCAAACGUCUUGAUCCUGAUCUUUACGAUGAAGUCCUGCAAUCUGGACAUGUUAUCACCUCUUGGAAACUCUCUUCCUCCCGCGGUUGGACCUUAGCUGAGAUCCCUGCUGGCGGCGAGGACGAAAUGACCGUGAUGAUCGGGAGGGACGCGUUUUGGAAGAUCUUGAGGAAGCGGGUGCCGGAUGAGGCCAUUCAGCGACGGAAGGUUGUCGAUGUCGAGCUCGCGCACGACGCGUCUGGUUCGAGGUUGGUUUUUGAGGAAGGAUCAACGGAGCGGUUUGAUUUGGUUGUUUCUGCGGAUGGGAUCUGGUCAAUCGGACGUAGAGCAUUUUUUGGCGGUCAGGGGAAGCAGAGAUAUGAGUACUCGCCUCAUUAUGAAGGCCUCAUCGGAACCGGAGGCUUCGUCACAAGCUCGUUGCUCCAGAAUGUUCCUGACGGUCAAAUGAAUGUCGUAAAUGGUGGCAAUGGCUUCUUCGGCUAUGGCUAUUGCUCCAGCUCAGACGUGGGCCCGCGCAAGCAUGGCGAUACCGCGACUUGGUGGUCUACUCACAGUUUGAGGGAUUGUCCAGACGAUUGGCGCCAUAUCGAUCUGGAGAGCGUAAAGAGCGAGCUUCAGAGGCGGCAUUCUGAGUGGAAAGACCCGGUCGUCCAGAGCAUCGUACGCGAUGUCCGCGUCGAUUCUUUGUAUCCGACUUUUACUACGCCAUUGCUGCCGACAUGGCAGAAAGGCUGUUGUGUACUAGUCGGCGAUGCUGCUCACGCUUUGCAGCCAUCUUCGGGGCAGGGAGCGAGUAUGGCGCUUGAGGACUGCGAGACGCUGGCUCUGCUGUUGCACCAUUAUCUGACCGUCAGGUCAUCGAAGAGCAUCCAGAGAGCGUUGGAGCAGUACUCGGACAUUCGCAGACCACGACUGGCGAUGGUGCACAAGAAGGCACAGGAGCUUGCUGGUAUGAAGCAGGAUAUGUCGUUGCUGGAAGAGAUGGUGAUGUACUUCUUCAUCUGGUUGUUCGCCAGGUUGAGUCUCAAUGAGGCGUACCAGAAGAAACUCAACCAUUACGACGUUCCAACCGUCGUGGAAACGGUUCUCAGGGGGACAAGUUGA
Messenger RNA from Zasmidium cellare ATCC 36951, 1314 nucleotides. RefSeq lists its product as uncharacterized. The coding region runs from base 1 to 1314 and encodes 437 amino acids. The transcript has 6 exons. Gene Ontology annotation, molecular function: FAD binding; monooxygenase activity. The record is from RefSeq and is a predicted model, not a curated record. NCBI's taxonomy places the organism in Eukaryota, Fungi, Ascomycota, Dothideomycetes, Mycosphaerellales, Mycosphaerellaceae.